Messenger RNA from Daktulosphaira vitifoliae (grape phylloxera), 4181 nucleotides. Its product is annotated as transcription elongation regulator 1. Gene Ontology annotation, molecular function: RNA polymerase binding; transcription coregulator activity. Gene Ontology annotation, cellular component: nucleus. The transcript is spliced from 17 exons. NCBI's taxonomy places the organism in Eukaryota, Metazoa, Arthropoda, Insecta, Hemiptera, Phylloxeridae. The coding region runs from base 246 to 3593 and encodes 1115 amino acids. The record is from RefSeq and is a predicted model, not a curated record.
GAUUUCGUUUUCGCUUCUAAUUAUUUUUCAACUUAUUACCUUAUUUUAGAAAAUUUGAAGGUGUUUACGAAUUUUACAGUAAUUUUAUGAAUACAAUUUUAAGAAUCGAUAAUUGUUUUGACAUUUUUUAUAUUACACUAACUAACUGAAUUGUUUUAGUUUGUAUGCAUGCGUAAAUUUAAUGUAUAAAUUGUGUUUUUAGUUUAAAAGCUUUUUAAUUUAAAAAAUAAUACUAAAGUAAUUUUAUGGCAAAUUUGAAUUUGAUGGAUUCCGUAGUAGAUUCAACUCAACAAGAAUAUAGUGAAUCUCACAAUGACAUGGUUUCGUUAAAUGAUAAUAUGGACUCUAAUGAUCAAGAUAGUAAUAUGAAUUCUGAUCAACAAGAUGACAUGAACUCUGAAAACUAUGAAUCUAUUGAUAAUAUGUAUAAUCAUGAAAAUAGACUUUCUUACAGUGAACAUGCAGAUAUUGAUAAAUUAAAUGAUCAAGACAGAAAAUCGUAUAGGCAUUUAGAAGAUGAUAAAGAACAUUUUGAUAACAACUUAAACCCUUCAGAUCCUAGUUUUAAAGGUCCAUCAAGUUGGAAUUCUGAUAAGGGAAAUAAUGAUGGUGGAAGGUUUAGAAAUAAUGACUCGUAUGAGUACAAUAGUCCUAAUAGUAACUUUAAACAGAAGAGUAGAUGGUCAUCAGAAAAUGCUGAUGAAAAUUGGAAUGGAUCAUCUCAUGAUACUUCACCUAUAAUGAAUGGAUCAUCUAAUAGUCAAGGGGUUCCACAGUUUGGAGGACAAGUAAAUGGGCAAGAUCCUAGUCAACCAGGAUGUCCACAAUCUAACCAGUUACCAUCAUUAUUGCAGAUGCCACCUGUACAACUACCAGUAGGGGGGAGUGGUAUACCACCGCAAAGUGGUCCUCCAGUUAUGUCGGGAGAAGUAUGGAUUGAAACUAAAGCUGGUGAUGGUAAACCUUAUUAUUACAAUGCAAGAUCACGUGAAACCACAUGGAAUAAACCAACAGGACCAAAUAUUACUGUGAUAUCUCAAGAACAGGUUGAAACUCUUGGAAAUCCAAAUACAGCUCAAACAAAUUAUGGAAGACCCAAUGAUUGUGAUCAAAUUUCUAAUGAUCCAAAUAAGGCUGUUGAUGAGAAAAUGCUUGGUGCAAAUGAUCAAGGUGGAUUAAUGUCGGCUCAAAACGUUGGUGUUCCUCCAAUGGGAGGCAUGCAUGGACAAAUGAUGCCUCCAAUGAUGGGACCACCUCCUGGUAUGAUGCCUCCUAAUACAAUGAUGCCUCCACCAAAUUUUCCACCCUUUGGGGGACCACCUCCAUUUGGCAUGCCUCCACCUGGAUUUCCUCCUCAAGCACCAUGGGGAAUGGUGCCUCCAGGAUUUGCCCCUCCACCUAUGAUGAUGCCUGGCAUGGAACUUAACAACAAAAUUGAUCCAGUUAUUUUAGCUAAUGCUGCUGAAUGGUCAGAACAUCGUGCACCUGAUGGUCGCAUGUAUUAUUACAGUAUGAAAACAUCAGAAUCUGUUUGGGAGAAACCUGAAGCAUUAAAAAAUCUUGAUUUGGCCAGAGAUGUAGCUGCUGCACAAUUAAGAAAAGAGGCUGAACAAAAGUUAGAACAAAAAAAUGAUCCUUUAGUUGAUAUUGGUUUUGCAAAGCUCAUGAAUGGUUCAGAUGUGAGUUCAAUCAAAAGAAAAGAUGAAGAAAUUCAAGAACCCAACAAAAAAAUAAAAUCUGAUGAUAAAGCUAAAGCAGCUGAUAAACUAAAAAUUCAAGAUAAAACCAGACCAGUAUCGAGUACACCAGUGGAAGGAACUCCAUGGUGUGUUGUAUGGACUGGAGAUGGUCGUGUGUUUUUUUUUAAACCCUCUACAAGAACUUCAGUUUGGGAGAAACCUGAUGACUUAAAAGGAAGAUCAGAUGUGGAUAAAAUGAUAUCUAAUCCUCCAGAAGUUGUUCAAGCUUUAAAAAACGCAGAGGGACAAUCACAAAAUAAAAAACUGAAAAAUGAUAAUGAAAAAAAUGGUCAAGAAAAUACUAGUAACAAUAAAAAUGACUCUGAGAGUAAGGUAAAUUUAAUGAAAGAUUCAGCAAUGGAAGCUGAACUAAAAGCAGCUCGAGAAAGAGCAGUAGUACCUCUAGAAACUAGGAUAACUCAAUUUCGUGAAAUGUUGUCAGAAAAAGAAGUUUCAGCAUUUAGUACUUGGGAAAAAGAAUUGCAUAAAAUUGUUUUUGAUCCUAGAUACUUGUUGUUAACAUCGAAAGAACGAAAACAAGUAUUUGAAAAGUAUGUGAAAGAAAGAGCUGAUGAAGAAAGACAAGAGAAGAGAAAUAAAAUGAAAAUGAGACGUGAUGCUUUCAGACAAUUAAUGGAAGAAGCUAAUCUUUCUACUAAAACAUCAUUCAGUGAGUUCAGCUCAAAAAAUUCUAAGGAUGAAAGGUAUAAAAGUAUUGAAAAAUCUCGUGAAAGAGAAGGGUUAUUUAAUGAAUAUAUGUUAGAAUUAAGAAAAAUUGAAAAAGAAGAAAAAGCUGCCCGAAGAGAGCAGGCCCGGAAACAAUUUAUAGAGCUAUUAAGAGAACAUAAUGAAAUUGACCGUCAUACUCGCUGGACUGAUAUAAAAAAAAAAUUAGAUCAUGAUAGUAGAUAUAAAGUAGUAGAUUCUAGUACUUUAAGAGAAGAUUACUUUAUGGAUUAUAUAAAAAUUUUAAAAGAUGAAAGAAAAAGAGAAAAAGAACGAGAACAUAGAGAUAAGGAUAAACAUAGUCACAAACGUGAUAAACGUGACAAAGAAGAAAAAGAAUCAAAAAAAUCUGAAUCAAAAAUUGAAGAAAAGUCCUCAGAUGUUGAACAAGAUGAUUUAAAAGAUUCUAAAGAAGCUAGAAUUGAAGCCAGUUUAAAAGAACGAGAAAAAGAAGUGCAACGUACUCUUGCUGUUCAUCUUAAACAUAGAGAAAAUGAGCGUGAACAGCAUAAACAUGAUGAAGCUGUUGUUCAUUUUAACGCUUUAUUAGCAGAUCUGGUAAGAAGUAAUGAUAUGUCUUGGAAAGAAGCAAAAAGACAACUUAGAAAAGACAGUAGGUAUGAGUUAGCUGAUUCAUUAGAUUCUGAAGAGAAGGAAAAAUUAUAUAAAGUUCAUGUAGAAGAAAUAACUAAAAGAAAAAAAGAAAAAUUCAAGGAGAUGUUAAAUGAAAUAAAUGAUUUAACUUUAGAUAGUUCCUGGAAAGAAAUAAGGAAACAAAUAAAAGAAGAUGUGAGAUAUGUUAGAUUUUCAUCUAGUGAUAGGAAAUGUGAAAAAGAAUUUAGAGAGUAUUUAAAAGAUAGAUUGGUGGUAGCAAAAAAUGAAUUUAAGGACCUUUUGAUGGAAACUAAACUGAUAACUCAUUUGUCUAACUCAAAAUUACAAGAAAAUAAUGAAGCAUAUUUAAAAGAAGUUGAAGACAUUUUGAGCAAUGACAAAAGAUAUUUAUUUUUGAAUAGUUUAGUGGAUGAGCGUACAGAAUUAAUCAUUUCUUAUAUAGAAGAACUAGAAAAACGUGGUCCACCCCCUCCACCUACAGCGACUGAACCUAAUCGACGACCUAUUAAAUAAAAUAUUAAUGUAUAUUUUUUAAAUAUUUUAGAAUUCCAUCUAUUAAAAUCGUUUAGUAUAUAACGAUAACCUUAAUUCAUUUUUUAAUUUUCAGACACUUCAUUAUAAUUAUGCUAUUUUUUUAUUCAACUAAUUUGUGUUUUUUUGUAUAAUUUUUUUUUUUUUUUUUUAUGUAUAGGCACAAUUUCCAGUAAGUAGCAGGUAAUUUUGUAUCUAUUUAAUGUACAAAAUUCACUGUUUAUUAAAAUUUCAGAUCUAUUUAGUAUUGUCAUUUAUAAUAAACAGCUUUUGAAUUUUAUAUAAAGCAGCAUAUAUAUUUGAUUUAUCAAACCUUAUUUAUUUUUAUUUAUUACUGAAAAAUAAAUAAAUUAUACAUUUUAUAGACGAAAAGUAUAUGUGAUAAUAAAAUAUUAGUACAAAUAGUAAUCUCAGUCUGCCAAUUAAAUGAUAAAAAGUCGGUUGAUCCCCUACAAAAAUGUCUUCAACAAAUCCCUAUUAUAGUGGUACUCAAAUUUUAGCUUCCAUAAAAAAUGUUUAGUUUAAUCAUGAUGUGUUUAUAUAUAUAAAUAUAUAUUGUGUCUGUCACUA